AUCACUGUACUGCAGCUAUGUUUCAGUCCUUCACACCUUUUCUUCUUUUGUUGUUAUUUUUCACCCAUCCCUGGCUCUCCCUCUCUCUCUCUCUCUCUCCCCCUCGCUCACCCUCUCUCUGCCCCUCGCUCACCCUCUCUCUGCCCCUCCCCCGCCUCCUCCUCCUUCCCUCCCUCCCUGUCCACAGGUCUCCUGGAUGUGGAUAUAGAUAGUCAGCAGGCAGCAGCCGGGCGGGCGGGGGCAGGCGCGGUGACGUCGUCGUCAUCGCCGUCGCUGUCAGUCACGGCCGCCCAGCUGACGCCCGGCCCCUCCCACCUGCCGGAUGAUGCUGCCGCCGCUGCUCUUAGCAACAGUCAGUGCCGGCGCUCACAGCCUCACCUCCUCGGCCCCUUAUGGACCUGCCCAUCGAAGGACAGAGGCUGAGGCACUACACCAGCAGCAGGCCCCGACCCAACCGGCGGAACCGGCAGCCGCCCAGCAAGCCGCAGGAGCAGGCCGCCGACAGUGAGAAUGAUGCCAGCGACACCAUGGGCCGGGUGGACGAGGGCGUAGAGGAGUUCUUCACCAAGAAAAUCAUCCCCAGCAACCCCCUGAAAUACCAGAGGGAGGGCCCCUUGGUGAUAGCAUCAGUCACUGAGCCUGCCUGCUCCACACCCCCGACUGGGCCCACCAGGAACAUCAAGAAGAAGUUCGGGGACUUUUUUGCCUUCAAGAGGGUCCGAGGCGGCCGGGGUUCCAAGGGCGAGGGGGCCCAGGAGGGGAAGGUGAAAAAGACUUCCAUAGCAGAUCUGAUCCGGCCGCUGAGGGAGGCAGCACGGGCAGAGAAGGAGAGGGAAAAAGAGAGAGAGCGGGAAAAGGAGAAAGAGAGGGAGCGAGAGAAAGAGAAGGCAGAGGAGGACAAUGCCAUCAAGGGAAGUGCAGCGCCCCCUGCAGCACCAGUCGUGGCAGUGACGGAGGUGGGAGACGAAGAGGCCCCCGGAGGCCCCUCACCCCCACCAUCCCCUACUCCGGCGCUCACCCCCGUCUCACCAACCGCUGCCACUGCUGGUAUAGCUACACUGAGCACAAGCCCCACCCCUGUACCCGUGGUGGGACGGGAGAAGAGCCGCACGCCAGACGGAGAAAGGAAGCUAAAGGGGAGCCGGCGGUCCCUCAGGGAGGGGAAGUCACAGUCACUCAUCCUGCUGACCGGCCUGGAGCCUGAGGACAGGACCAAGAAACCCUCGUCAGAAGGGACUCCCAGCUUCGAGCAGCGCGUCCACCUAAUGCUGCACCGCAUGGGUGUCACCAAAACGCUACCCCCUGACCCCAAGAAACUGCAGCAAAACAAGGAGGGCGAGCUGAGGAAGGCUGACUCAGAGGGGACAAUCAUCGAUAGCAAGCCCGAGCCCCCACCCACCAAGCCACGCACCAUGUCCACUUCGUCAGACACAAGACGGCCCAUGCGGGGUGGCAUGACUGCAUUGGAGUCACUCAGGGCUGUUGAGGCUGUCGAGAGGCCACCCCCCCCGGAACGUCCCAGUCCACUCACCCCCAAACCCACCAUCAAGCCCCCACUGUUGACCCCAGAGUCCCCUGCAGCCCUCAGGACGUCCCCAUGGACCACCAGCCAGCCCAGUCCCGCCCGUGAGGGCCCCCCGGGGGAGCCUGAGACUGCUCAGCUGCAGGAAUCAGUCAGUCCCCGCAGGGAGACUCCCAGUCCCUGGAGGGAGACCCCUCCAGUUCCAUCGCCACGCAGGACGGUUGUCCCGGGAGACAGCCGUGACCGAUCGGAACGGGCACAGUCAGUCACUGAAGAUAUCCUCCCCAAACCACGCCCCCGGACCAAGCCCUCACCACAGCGCCGCGCCGUCUCCGUCCACGAGGAGUCGCUCCGUGAACAGGCCGCCCUUUUGGACCCUGAGGAGCUGAAGGCUGCGUUGCCACGGCUGCAGAGGUCGCCGGUGCGGAAGUGGACCAAUCACGGGGAGCUGGCCCCCUGCAGCGAGGCUCUGCCCGAGGGCGAGGAGGCAGGCAAACGAACCAGCGAGGAGAGCGAGCAGAGCAAGGAGGCAGGGGGCAGGAUGGUGACACUGCAGCACAGUGUGCAUGGAGGGCCGUCAGACCAAAGAACUGAUUCCCCACAGUUCCUUAAAGACAUGAACUGACCGUACCCAGAGUCUAUUUUCUACCGUGUCCCUUUGCAUUGCACGCCAGACAAAAAAAAAAGUAACAAAGACAAAAAAAGAGGAAGACAGUGUCUAUACUUGUUAAAUAUUAUUAAAAAUUCCAUUCAGAUGUCUUAUCGAGAAUUCUGUUUAUGCCGGUGGUUCUAUGGUUUGCUUGAUGGCGAGAUCGAUCACUCCCUGUUCUCGUUGGGAUCUGUUUAAGAUCCGUUUAAUUAUCUGGUUAAUUGCCUCAAAAAUGUCCUGUUUCUGGAAAAAAAAGAAAACAAACAAAAAACUAAAAGCACAGCUGCCAGUGCACAUCUGUCCAGUGAAUGGUGUCGUGGGAAUGAUGCAAACCUUCUGGAGAGCAGAAGCAACAUCUGCAGGGACUGGCUACCAUAGGGGGUAAGUGCCUGGUUAGCUGACCACGGGUAGUGUGUUAAGAGCCUCAAAGACUAGGGAUCGACCGAUUAUCAGUUCUGCCGAUUAUCAGUCGAUAUUCAUCUUAUUUUGGAUACCAGGCCUCCGUUUUUACCCAGUGUUACCGAUAGUGUCAUCAUGCGUGUUGCAUACAUGUACCUCUCUUGGGUCUCGCACAAAGUCCACUGAAUGGACUGGCUGAAAUGUGAACAAGUUCACCUCAACCUAAACCAAUAAAUGGUUUUCUCUGGAUACAAGUGUAAGCCGAGGAAAGAGGCUGUGUAUCAGAGAUAGAAAGAUAAUUGUAAGUUCAAAAGCUGACAGUACCUGCACCUAGGUAACAUAUUCCAUCCUAUGUUACCUAGUUUUUAGUUUUGUAGUGAAGUUUAAUUUCAUUUUAUUGAAUGCGUGCAGUUUGUUUUUUUUGCCAAUUUUUUGUGUUUUGGGAAAACAUUGUAAAGAAAUUGUGUUACUUUCCCAAAACCGAAAAUUUCUAGAGUAUCGGUUUCAGUGAUUGAUAAUUAGUCUCACGGGUCAAUAAUGCAUAUCGGCUUGGAAAAAAUUAUAUUGGUCGAUCCCUAUCAUAGAUGAACAUCAUAACUGCUUUGAAAUAACUGACGUAGGACUGUAGACCUACUGCUUACCCAAUACUUGUGGUUAAACAGUGACAUGGAGUGGAUGAAUGUACGGGGCCAGCCUAACAAAGACACAGCCCAUAAUAAGCUGGCGCGGCACUCAGCAGAGACUAAACUCGCCAAGCAGACACCACCCACCAGAACCUGAACACAGGAACCCAAGUUGAACAGCGCCCAACACCACCGACCUGACACACGAAGGGAACAUCUGGAUGGAGCAGACUGCUCACCUGACUGCAGACUGCUCACCUUCACUUUUUACAGUCUGUGAAUGGUCUACUGAUUGAGCAGGACGUCACCCCUUUUGUAAAAACUACACUUCCCAGCCUCUCUGUAUUGUCAAAAACUACAAUUCCCACUGCCCCACCCCAGUGGCUACAGGACUGCAGUUUCCUCAGAUUCAGCAGGAGCCAAACUAAAAGAACAGAGGAAGUGAGCUGAAAACCCAAGCAGCUUAUCAGGUUCUCUUUAACCUGAGGGACACACCAGAGCCAACCAGGGGGAAGUGCAGAAGAUGGUCAGGUUAAGGCUGCUGCUCCACACCGAGGAACAGUCCACCAAUGUUUACCUGAAGUCCUACUCCCACCAGAAACCCACAAGUCCAGAUCAAAUGACUGAUUACUGCUCAAAAUCAUGUGACCAAGGAACAGAACAGUUUUAUUCUGAUUGAUACAAAUGGGGUUACAGUUCAAUCAGGGCUAAGGGUCAGAGAUUAACCUCAGGAACCUGGGUUGUGCAGCUUGCUGAUGAAGGUCAUUUGGUGCUCUUAGUGUAGUUGUUCUGCAGCAGGUACUUCACUGACCACCGCAAGAGGUCAUCAGGAACCCUACAAGAAACAGAGCAAACGCACUAAAUACGGCGUGAGGAUGCGGCGCCAACAAGCAACUUCCUGGAGCUUCUGAAAUUAAAUGUUAUGACAGUUUUCACUUUGGUCGAAGGCCGAUGUCCCUUGACUCUAAUUCAACUCAAUUCAAUAAACUGGAGUGAGAUAAA
Molecule: messenger RNA, 4195 nt
Organism: Brienomyrus brachyistius
Lineage: Eukaryota; Metazoa; Chordata; Actinopteri; Osteoglossiformes; Mormyridae
Gene: carmil2
Product: capping protein regulator and myosin 1 linker 2
Exons: 10
Coding region: 393-2147 (584 amino acids)
Source: RefSeq, a predicted model, not a curated record